AUGGAGGACGCUGAACAGGAAGAACCAGACAGCGAAAACGUCCGAGGGGCAGACCCCCCAGUGACACCCCACGGAGUGGGAGAUAUCCAGGGGGGGCAAGAGAGGAAGGUGUGCCAGUUGAUCAGCCCAGAGGAAGGUGAACAGAAGGAAAUGCUUCCCCCCUCAAGUGAACCGCCGCUCGUAGGUGAAACCACCCCGAAUGGGCCAGCCGGUGACCCGCCAGAUGACCCGCACGAAGGAAACGAAGACGACGACAAUAACAAGUGCAACGCCUGCAACUUCUGCGAAGACGUGUGCUUCUCCAUCCUCUGCGCAAGGUGCAAAAUAAAGAGAAAAAAUCUCUACGCAAAAUACAAAAAAUAUAAAAAACACAACUUAAGGAUAUGCCGAAAAGAAUUUGAGCUCGUGCUCAAGUUGAACAUGAAGGCGCGGGCGGAGAUACUGGCGGGGAGUCUCCCGGAUGGGGAGAGCAAGGGGCGGCGCCAAGUGCUGGAAACGGUACAGGCAGUGGAAGGACAAGACAACACGCCACAACCCGCGCAGGAAGAACAGAGCAACCCCAACGGCCAGGGAGACGAAAAGGAAACACCCAAAGGGAGAAACCAGUACGACACGCUAAAGGACGCCAUCAGGAAGAGCAAAAGUCUCCCCUACUGCGAGUGCGAAAGGGAAGAAAAAAAAAUUCAAUACGAUAAUUAUAUCAAGUAUAAACAGUAUUUUACCAAAUGUGAAGUUAAAAGACACUGCGAUAUGAAUGACUGCUGGGUGAUGGCCAAUGGGUACGUAUACGACGUGACAACGAUCCUGAGCUAUCACCCAGGUGGGAUUAAUUGCAUUUUAAAAAAAGCAGGUGAUGAUGUCUCUGUGGAUUAUUCUUUCCAUUCCAAGUAUGCACAGGAGAAUUUUUGGGAACCUCUAAAAAUUGGCAAAGUUAUAACCUGCUCGAAGGAAAUUAACGACUUGCCUAUGGAAAGUCUCUCUUCCAAUACGAAAAACAAAUGCAUGAUGAUGUGA
Messenger RNA from Plasmodium fragile, 1014 nucleotides. RefSeq lists its product as uncharacterized. The transcript has a single exon. NCBI's taxonomy places the organism in Eukaryota, Apicomplexa, Aconoidasida, Haemosporida, Plasmodiidae. The record is from RefSeq and is a predicted model, not a curated record. Bases 1 to 1014 code for a protein of 337 amino acids. Gene Ontology annotation, molecular function: heme binding. Gene Ontology annotation, cellular component: membrane; intracellular membrane-bounded organelle.